AUGACGACGCAGGAUCAGCAGGUGAUGCGACGGAAACUCGUCAUCAUCGGCGAUGGCGCAUGUGGAAAGACCUCUUUGCUUAGUGUCUUCACGCUGGGGUAUUUUCCCACGCGUUACGUGCCCACGGUUUUCGAGAAUUAUGUCACAGAUUGCAGAGUCGAUGGAAAAUCGGUGCAAUUAGCGCUCUGGGAUACAGCAGGUCAAGAAGACUAUGAGCGUCUACGACCACUGGCGUAUAGCCAGGCACAUGUCAUUUUGAUCGCAUUCUCAGUCUCGAGUCCGGACUCACUGCAUAACAUCACAACCAAAUGGCAUCCUGAGGUUCUAGAUCGUUGCCCUGACGUUCCCAUCAUUCUAGUUGGUCUGAAGAAGGACCUGCGCGAUGACCCCGUUGCGCAAGAAGAGAUGCGCAAACGCAGCGAAAAGUUCCUCCAAUCCGAGGAGGGUGAAGAGGUUCGCAAGCGGAUUGGUGCCAAGAAGUAUCUGGAAUGCUCCUCAUUAACCGGUGAGGGAGUGGAUGAUGUGUUCGAAGCUGCAACACGACAAAGCCUUCUCAGUGGGGAUCGGAAAGAGACCCGAGGCUGCUGCGUUAUCUUGUGA
Messenger RNA from Dissoconium aciculare CBS 342.82, 600 nucleotides. RefSeq names its product rho2 like protein. Gene Ontology annotation, biological process: small GTPase-mediated signal transduction. The record is from RefSeq and is a predicted model, not a curated record. Gene Ontology annotation, molecular function: GTPase activity; GTP binding. NCBI's taxonomy places the organism in Eukaryota, Fungi, Ascomycota, Dothideomycetes, Mycosphaerellales, Dissoconiaceae. The coding region runs from base 1 to 600 and encodes 199 amino acids. The transcript has 4 exons.